AUGCCUCCUUCUCGUCAAUGUGUCCGCUGUUCUGCAUGGUUGAAAGCUAACCCUCUAGUGCGCUGCUUGAGGUCGAUGGACGACGAAGGUCCAAACACUCGCGGAUCGGCCAAACCCCCUCCAGAACAGCAUGUACCCUGCCUGACUAUCCAGUGGCAGAGCAACCGCGCUCUCACUGACAUCCUCGUCAACCAUCUCACCACGCACCCUGCCGAUUGCAGAGUGCUUUUCUACUCUGACGGCAAGAAAGUGAUGUCCGCCGUCGAUGAUGGUGCCUUGGGCUCAGACAAGGGGCAGGUAUACAGUACCCUGGCCAAACUCAUUUUCAUCGACCACCCGAGUCUUAGGGGGAAAUACAAGAAGCUGAAGGCAUCUUUUGACAGCACUGGCGCUGGUGUGAUGCCUGAUGAAGGCAUGCAAACGAAAAACCUAUUGGAGCUCCCAUGGUACACAGAACUGGAUGCCAUUUGGCAUGCCAAUCCGUCCAUGGCCACGAAAACCCACUCAUCAAGACCUGGUGUUGAUCACGCCGGCGCGUUAUAUUCCCUGGUUCGACCACGUGCUGGGGCUGGUCCCCCCAUGCAGGUUGAUGCCAGUGCUGGUCCCCCCAUGCAGUUUAACGCCGCCCCUCAAUGGUCUCGCACCUCCAACCCUCAGCCACCUCCUCAUGUAUAUCCCCCGCAUGAUACCCAUCCUUCCAGCACUCCGCCCUCGCAUUACAGCCAGCACUACUAUCCGCCAGCAAUGCCUUAUGCUGGGGGUUCACGUGGUGAUCCUUCCAUCGAUCCAACGCUGCAACAACCUGCUCCUGCUCCCACAUUACCUUACGCUGCCCCCUUGCCCUCUGCUGCCCCCUAUGCUGCCCCCUUGCCCUCCGCUACCCCCUUGCCCUCCGCUGUCCCCUUGCCCUCCACUGUCCCCUUGCCCUCCGCUGUCCCUUUGCCCUCCGCUGCCUCCUUACCCUCUGCUGCCCCCUACACUCGGUCCCCUCAAAUUCAUCUUCCUGGCCUUCCGGCAUCAGAUGACGACAUGGACAUGGACUUUCAAGGCACCAGUGGCCCAUUGGAUGCCCCCCUCGGAGACACCUUACAUCACCUCGAAGGUGACGAGAGGGCCGAUAGCUCUUCCAAAGUCACUGGGAAGAAGCGACAACUUCCUUCGUCGCUGUCUCCCCCUCCCGACGCUCCCGAACCUUUCAACGUGCCAGCAGCAUCCCCAUCGUCUGUCUACAACAGCCGCUCGGCAUUUGGCCCGAAGAAGCCACCAAGCCACGGUAGACAUCGCAGGCUGCCAUUGGAGAUCUCUUUCAGCAUGUCAGCGCCUUCGUCCAUGACACACAAUACUAGCUCAUCGUCGGACUACCUGAUGUCCUCGACCCCCCAGACUUCACUUCCAAACAGCGCCGGCGGCUCGAAGAAGAAGAAAGCAAAGUCAGAUGUGAUGCAGCAGGUUAACGAGGUGAAGGAUGAGAUAGCGUCUAUGCAAUCCGACGCGAUGUCACGCCACGAUCACAAACACCAACGCUUCCUCGUGAAGCUCAAGGCGAAGACUGAACACAGCCGCGACAUCAAGAAGUAUGAGUGGCUUCACGCCACCCGCAAGCACGAGACCUUCCAGGCUACCAUCAGCCAUCAGCAUCUGCAGGAGUCGAAGGAUAGCGAGAUCCGCCUUCGCGAGACUGACAUCCGAGUCUACGAAGCACAUUCAUUGGUGCUUGACAAGGAGGCGGAGACUCUUCGACUCAAGAUCCAGUUUCAGCAAAUGAUGCAGGCGAGCAAGGGCCCAGCAUCAGAUGGAGUUGAGUGA
Molecule: messenger RNA, 1806 nt
Organism: Suillus paluster
Lineage: Eukaryota; Fungi; Basidiomycota; Agaricomycetes; Boletales; Suillaceae
Exons: 3
Coding region: 1-1806 (601 amino acids)
Source: RefSeq, a predicted model, not a curated record